Molecule: messenger RNA, 24397 nt
Organism: Paramuricea clavata
Lineage: Eukaryota; Metazoa; Cnidaria; Anthozoa; Malacalcyonacea; Plexauridae
Source: the annotation of a GenBank genome assembly
UGUAAUAGUCAUGGUGACAGAGUUUAAAACAUUCCCAAGAAAAAUUAUUUCUUGAGAUGGUAUAAGGCAUGAUUUCUCAGGGUGCACACAAAACCCUAACUCGGUUACCAGUUUUACUGUUUCAAGCACAGUAGUCAAGCAUUCCUGGUAAGUGUCCCCUUGGUUGUAAUUGUCAUCAAUAUAACCAGCAAGGAGAUGACCUUGCAAUCUAAGCGAAGAGUGAAUUGGCUUAAUAAGCUUUGUAAAUUUCCUAGGACAGAAACAUAGCCCAUUAGGAAAGCAGGUAAACUUGUAGUAGGUUCCUUUCCAGUGGAAUUUGAGAAAUUUCUGAUGUUUUUCAGACACAGGUACUGAAUAAUAUGCAUCUUUGAGGUCGAUGGUGGCCAUAAAGCAAUUUGGUCUCAUAAGUUUGACUACUGACAAAAGUGUGUCCAUUUUAAAAUGCUGAUAAGUGAUAUUUUUUAUUCAAAGCUUUGAGAUUCAAAAUUAGGCGGUAUGAGCCAUCUUUCUUUGCCUUGAGGAAUAUGGGCGAAAGAAAAUCACCUUUUUCACGUUCAACUUUUUUAAUUACCCCUUUGCUUAGGAGUUUACUGAGCUCAGUCUCAAUGAUUUGUACCUCAGGGUCUGAGAAUGUUUGUAUGGCCGGUGGCCUAGAUUGGACUGGUACAUGCUCAAAAUCAAUAGUUGUACCUGUUACCAUGUCAAUAAUUUCUUUAUCAGAUGUAAGAGAUUUCCAUCUGUUAAGGAAACUAGAAAGAUUACCUGCUUUCAAGGUCCUAACAUUUUGCUCUAGACCUGUCAUAAUAUGUGGUAAAAGACUAUCAAAUUUACUUACAUUAUCAAUUACUGUUUGUAGUGUUUCGGUGAGGAUCACUUCAUGUCCUCCCUUUUGUGCUGUGGUGUCCACACUUUCUUUUUGAAUGGCUGGUAGCCUUUGCGCUGGCCUAAAAAAGGCUUGCUUCCAUGCCCAUAACCUUGACUGGCUUGAGGCUUGUAAUUUCCACCUCUAGAGUAGGUCGGUUUGUGUUUGUAAUCCGACCCUUGCUUUACAGUUGAACUGGCAAUCUUGUUGCACUCUGUAAUAGUUUUUAAACUAUUUUGUACAUCAUCCCCAAACAGGAACUCUGUAACAGGGAUUUGUGGACUGCAAAGAGCACGAAGCUCUCGAUUUAUUGACGGCCUCAUGAUGUCUCGCCGUCGCAACGAUAGGUCAUAAGUUGCGUGUCCCAGCAGAGCAAGUGAGUCAGUCAAAGAGGUUAUAAUUUGCUGUUUCCCGUCGAUGUUCCCCUUGACUUUUGUAAUUCUUUCUGUUGCCUCGGUGAGUGCAACAGUUGCUUUCACUAUGGUCUGCUGGACAUUUGCGAUUCUCAAGUCCUGUGUUUUGACCGGUGGUCCAAGUUUCCCCCACAGUUCGGGGUUCACGAGAGGAACUUUGAGUUUAUCACAAUUUCCGGGUCGGAUAUACAGCUCGCAUUUCUCUUUGAGCUUUGCUUCUUUGAGCUUCCCAGCAAACCUUUUGUUGACUAGGUUUGCUAGAUGAACGUUUACGUCCGGACCUGUUUUGUCCUCGCUGUUGUAUUCUUCUUCAAUCUCUUGCAAGAGUUUAUCGCUCUCGUCGCCAUCUUGUUCGUCCUCCUUGUCGAGCAAGGCUGUGACGUCUCGAUCAGAAUCGUCAGAUGCAUCGUCGCAAACUGAUGAAGAUUUUCGCUUCUUUUGACGAGAUAGCCCCGGUGGGGUUUCUGCGUCAUUUUUUGACUCUUUAGUCACUGUGUGCGGUAUUUUCCGCUUUAGUGGAGCAUCGGUGAUGCGUGUAUUUGGCGUUCCCGCCAAAAGAUCGAGUUUCUUUCCAAGGCCCUUGAUGGCCUCCCACAUCCUAGUGGAAUCAUUAUUUGUGUCACCGGUGGUGACAUAAUCUUGUGUUUGUUCGCCCUCUUCGGCGAGCAACCUUUCCUCGUCUUCGUCCGAAAAAUUGGAUUUUCCUUGUGCUUCGUUCACCUUGUCGUCCGCCAUGAUCGAAAGCUUACGGCACAUGAUAUAGCUUGCUCGCGCAAUCUCACGUGAUUCCUAUGUGACGUAGACUAUGAUGAGGUAGAAUUUCGCUCAGACCUAGGAUUUAAUCAGUCAAUUCGUACUGAGUCACUUUUUAUUGAAAUUCCCAAACCCCAUGGGAAGAAUAUAAUCGUUGGUAUCGUAUACAGACCCCCUGAUGUCAGUAUUGAUGAAUUCAUGAGUUUAACUAUUCUGCGGGUUGCGGGCUGCGGGCCGAAAAAUGCGGGCUGCGGGCCAAAAAAUGCGGGCUGCGGGCCAAAAAAUGCGGGCUGCGGGCCAAAAAAUGCGGGCUAUUCUAUGUCUAAUGUUAUUCGUAAUCAUAUGCAUACGAAUUUUUUCUUAAAUUCAUUCUUUUUGUAAUAUAAUGGAAUCUCAGUUUAUUAGUCGUACCAGACAUUAAAACCUGUUUCGACCGGGAUAACUGUACACCAAUCCUAAUAGUAGCACUAUUUUCCAUCCAGCAAACUGACCUGACGUCAUUUUCGGAAGAGAGGAGAGGUGUUAAACCUGUUUUCCACUUCGACCGUAUCAUAGCAUUUUCUUUUGUGUUACCAAAUCAUUAGUUCCACUCUAGCGCUCCGGAAACAAAGAAAUACGCUACGUUUCGGUACACGGCAAAAAACGCCGAGCCCGCUGCUCAACAGGAUUGAACAAUGUUUUGCGGCCCACAUUGUUCACACUUGUCAACAAUAUUGAACACUAUUGUUGAGCCUGAAUAUUGUUCAAUAUUGUUGACAGCUAUGAACAAUGUGGGCAGCAAAACAUUGUUCAAUCCCGUUUUCAUCAGUAUUGCAUCAACCUGAGCGUUUUUACUCGUGUACGAUACGGUUGAACUGGAAAGCGGCCUUUAAAUGGCUAUGUAACUGACACAAACCCUACACCUAGUCCCUACUCUAACCCCUAACCCUAACCCCAACCCUAACUCUAACCCUAAUCGAAUUAAUAAAAAAAUGCAAAAAAACGACUUUAGAAAAUCGAUAGGGCGGUUUGCUGGAUGGAAAAAAGUGCUAACCGCCAAAAUCAUUGGAAAAUCAUAGGAAAAACCAAGAAAUUGGGCUUCUGUAUGACCCUUUCUGUGCCCUGGUUAUAAUGCGCUACCGCUUAUAACUUUUGGUACAACUGGCCUGAAACUUAAAAUAUUGAUUCAAUAAGUUUAAUAUCAAUAUAUUUAUUGAAAAAUAGCUAUUAUGUCAAAAUAAGAAAACUUAAGAUUCUCACGCGAAUAGGCAAUGUUUUUAUGAGCGACAGUUCAUCGUCAGUUGCAAACGACGGUAAUAUAAACAAGGCCAGGUUUUAUCGAAAGCGAUUGACUGUUAGAUUUCCUUUUAUACUAUUUUAUAACUAAAUAAUGUUAUUUCCUACAAAUUUAGCUUUAUUGUAGCUUUGUCGAAAGUAUAAAAAAAAAACAUGGAAACGGCGAAUUACUAUAGAUUGAAAAUAAUUAUUAAACUAUGAUUGAAAUUAUCGACGUAGAAUACUAUUUCGUUGUAUUAAAUUUCAAUAGUAUAAUGAGAAUUUUGUUUGAUAUUUUAAUAUAUUUCAUGUUAUUUACAAAAUGUACUGUAGUUUUGAAGUUUUGCACACAAUAUAGUAUAUAUUGAGCAUAUAUAAAAAAUUGAGUAUUUUGAUAGCGUAGCCAGGCUUCACGAUAUAAAUAUUAAAAACGACUGAUAAAUAAUCAUUCAUUUUAUGAUUAAUAUUUUAUUGCGAGCACAACUGAUCCAGAAUCACAACAAAUAACAGAAUAUAAGGAAAAUUAAAACCAGCAAAGCUUUAUCUACCUUGAUCUAUUUUUAAAAGCCCUCAAUUAUGUAAAUUUUCCGCGAACACUCAAACAUUUUUCUUUGCCUUUCCUCGAGCAUGAGUGAUGAAAUGCUCGUCGGAAAACUCAGUAUUUGUCGUAUUUUACGAAUUUGCCACGUGACCGGUACGCUCACUAAUGAAAGUUGCAUGCCAUUUAUGGCAUGCAACAAAAAAUUAGUUAGGUCAGCAAUUUGGCCCGCGGCCCGCAAUUGUUUUGACCAGCAGCCCGCAAAAACUGACCCGCAGCCCGCGGCCCGCAAAAUAGCUAGACCCUGAAUUCAUCAUCAAUACGGAAUAUUUGAUUAGUGAAAUUUCCAAAACAAACAAGCCAUGUUAUAUUUUAGGGACUGGAAUAUUAAUUUAAUGAACCACUUAAAUCAUGAAUUAACUAGUAAGUUCCUAGAUAUAAUGUACACUAAUAUGUUUUUGCCCUUAAUAACACAUCCUACUAGAAUUACUUCACAUUCGGCAACCCUAAUUGAUAAUAUUUUUACUAAUAAUCUUGACAACCACGCUCUAAGCGGUCUAUUGUUUACUGAUAUAUCUGACCACUUACCCAUUUUUAGUAUCUUCUCUGAACAGCAAGAUAGGUGCAAAUGUGCAAUGUCAACUCAUAUUUUGUAGUUCGUGAUAAGAAGCAAUUAAAUGUGAUCAAUUUUCUCGAUCAAUUACGUAAUACUAAUUGGGAGAAUCUCGAUGAAUAUAACAAUCCGGCAAAUGCCUACGGAUCAUUUCUCCAUAAAUAUACAGCCUUAUUUAAUGAAUGUUUCCCUCUUAAACACAUCAAAGCAUCUAAACAUUGUUUAACAAAACCUUGGAUUUCCAAAUGCUUACUUAAAUCUAUUAGGAAAAAGAACAGACUUUACCGAAAAUUUCUGAAGUUUCCCACCUCACAAAACGAAAUAAAUUACAAACAAUAUAGAAAUAAGUUGAGUUCUCUGUUACGUUCAGCAAAACGCCUUCAUUAUGAAGAAAAAUUGAACUUAGCGAAAACAAAUGUUAAGAAAACUUGGCAAGUUUUAAACGAGAUAUUACAAAGGAGAGGGAACAAAGUGAAUAAACUACCGUCUAACUUUUUUACUAAUAAUAGAAAUAUUUCUGACCCGAUGGAAAUAGCUAAUCAAUUUUGUAAUUAUUUUUCUAAUAUUGGCUUAAAUUUAGGGAAAAAUAUUCCUGUAUCCCAAUAUACUCACCACUCUUAUCUUAACGGUAAUUUUAUCAAUUCUAUUUUUUUGCAACCAGUCUCGGAAUUGGAGCUAAACGAAAUUUUUAAAUCAUUCCGUCCUAAAACCGCGGUUGGCUGCGACAAAAUCCCAAUGUGGGCCGUUAAGGUUUCAUUUGAAUUUAUUUGCAAACCUUUAACUCAUAUUGUAAAUUUGUCAAUUGAAACCGGCAUAGUUCCCGACCAGAUGAAAAUCGCUAAAGUUGUCCCCAUUUAUAAAUCUGAACCAAACAAUCUAUUCUCCAAUUAUCGACCUAUAUCGGUUUUGCCAAUAUUUUCCAAAUUACUAGAAAGGACUGUGUGUAACCGCAUUAUGGAUUUCAUAAACAAAAAUGAGGUUCUGUUCAAUAACCAGUAUGGCUUUAGAAAAAACCAUUCGACAGCUUUAGCACUUCUGCAUCUGGUUGACAGUAUAACCUCUUCUAUUGAUCAGAAGAAAUUCACUGUUGGUAUUUUUAUCGACCUUUCAAAGGCAUUCGACACUGUAAAUCACAAGAUACUGCUCGAAAAAUUGCAGCAUUAUGGUAUCCGUGGUUUAGCACUUGAAUGGAUAAGAAAUUAUCUUAGUGAUAGAUACCAAUUUGUUGAAUACAAUGGUAUUCAAUCAUCUUCUAAUGAAAUUAAAUGUGGUGUUCCCCAAGGAUCAAUUCUUGGUCCACUUUUCUUCUUGUUGUAUAUAAAUGAUAUUUGCAAUGUCUCCACUAUUCUUAAUUUUAUCCUAUUUGCUGACGAUACUAAUCUAUUUCUUUCUCACAAUGAUCUUUCGUUUAUAAUGAAUACAAUUAAUAGUGAAUUGCUCAAGCUGUCCGAGUGGUUUAAAGCCAAUAAACUUUCAAUUAAUAUUCAAAAAUCUAGUUUUAUGAUUUUCAAAACUAGGCAAAAGAGAUAUUAUACCUGAGUUUAGUAUAGAAAUUAAUAAUACUAAAAUCAAACGGGUUAAUGAGGUUGUUUUCGUCGGAGUUGUUCUCGAUGAAAAUUUAUCUUGGAUAUCUCACGUAAAAUUUCCAAAUCAAUUGAAAUAAUUUACAAAUCGAGUUUUUCCUCUCUUAAUCUUGUUUAAGAACUUUGUACUUUUCAUUAAUCUAUCCGUACUUGCAUUAUUGUAUUUUGGUAUGGGGUUCAACUUAUCAGUCUAACCUGGAACGCAUCGUAUUGCUUCAAAAACGUGUAAUCAGAAUAAUUAAUAAGAAGGAAUAUGAUGCUCAUACUUCUCCUCUAUUUAAAGAGAGUGUGAUUCUCAAACUGAAUGAUAUUUAUCUAUUCUGCUUGGGAAAAUUUAUGUAUCUUGCUUCUAGAAAUUCUCUUCCUCCUAGAUUUAAGAAUUUCUUUUGGUAAAUAGCGAGGUACAUACCUACAAUACCAGAAGUUCGAACCUAAUUAGUAUACCAUUUUGUAGAACAAAAUUGCGACAAUUUUCUGUCUACUAUCAAGGUCCAGUAUUUUUUACUCCUUGGACCAGAAUUUACGGAACGCCAUGUCUGUGUAUUCAUUCCAAUCGAAUCUUAAAAAGCAUUUAACUUUCGAUAAUUUGUCCGAUGAUUUUUAGUAACUAAAUAGUAUCUAAUUUACAUCUAGGUGUGUGGAUCUAAGUAUCUUCGUUUUGAUAUUAUGUGUGUGUCCUUGUAUUAUAUUAGUUUCCUUAUUAUAUGUCUGCUCACUAUUCUACCUCAUAUAUAUUUAGAUAUAACUUAUUCUUUAAUAUUUGACAUGAGGUAGUCUAGCAAUUAAUAAGCCUUGGCUUCUAGUUGGACUACCUCGUCACAAUUUUUUCAUUUCUUGUCUCUUCUAUCUUAUUACUUUUCUAAAUUGUUGUAUCAACCAAUUGUGACAAAUUAAUAAAUUCAAUUCAAUUCAACACAUUUGUAAAUAAUCUACUUAUUAUAUCUUAUGCCCACUGAUCGUUUUAAACAACUUUUAAUGACUUUUAAAAUUUGGUUAUACGGUAUAUACUAACUGUAACGUUAACACAUUUGUGAAUAAUCUAAUUAUAUCUUAUAUGUACUGUAAAGUUGCAGGUUUGCUGCAACUCCAAUAUUUAUGAUAUAUUUUAAUAAAGACGUACGAAUAAAGGAAUGAAUGUCCCAUGUGUUCUAGUGGUUAGGAUCUGGCGUUUUCACCGCCAUGGCCUGGCCGGGUUCGAUUCCCGGCAUGGGAAUGCUUUUUAGAAUAUUCGACGACUUUUGUUUCGACGACUGCAUAGUAGAUAUUCAAGGGCAAAAUCUGUUUAACGAUGGCCUUGUGGCGCAACUGGUAGCGCGCCUGACUCCAGAUCAGAAGGUUAAGUGUUCAAAUCACUUCAAGGUCAUGACGAAUACCGAGGAAUUUUGUUGAAAAUGUUCGAUAUCAGAUUAGAAAAGCCUUUUACAUUUAGUGCUGGUUGCAAUGUUGGUCGAUCGAAUUCCCAUGUGGUCUAGUGGUUAGGAUCUGGCGCUCUCAUCGCCAUGGCCCGGGUUCAAUUCCCGGCAUGGGAAAAUUCAAAUUCCGUGCUUCCAUUUUAAGAAUUGUGGCCUCGUGCUGUUGACGUUUUGCUACGUCCAUCAUUUUAAUUUGCGGUGCCGGAAACAAUGCAGCUAAAAAAGAUCACAAUGAGUAAUUACUGACGAAGUGUGUACCAGUUCUCAAAAUAACUUGGUGUUGUUUAAAUCCACAGCGAAAUAGUAAAAUUGCGAAGAAAUGACUUUGCAGUAUAUCGCGUUGGUGGUUCAGUGGUAGAAUUCCCGCCUGCCACGCGGAAGACCGGGGUUCCAUUCCCCGCCAACGCAGAGUAUUUUACGUCUCGCAUGAUCUUAUCAAUUUAGUUAAAAAUUGCCAUCAUCAUCCACAUGGACAGAAAUUGGAGUCCCUCCAACACAUGUCUAAAGAAGAACGCGAUCAUCAAUUUAUGUCGGCCAAAAGUUUACACAGAACGUUUUAAACAAUCAUUUUUAAAUAAGUGUCUUUUUAAUGACUUUUAGAAUUUUGUUAUACGGUAUAUAUUAACUAUAACGUUAACACAUUUGUAAAUAAUCUAAUUAUUAUAUCUUAUGUCCACUGUCGUUUUAAACAACUUUUAAUGACUUUAAAAAUUUGGUUAUACGGUAUAUACUAACUGUAACGUUAACACAUUUUUAAAUAAUCUAAUUAUAUCUUAUAUGUACUGUAAAGUUGCAGGUUUGUUGCAACUCGAAUAUUUAUGAUAUAUUUUAAUAAAGAAGUACGAAUGAAUGAAUGAAUGUCCCAUGUGGUCUAGUGGUUAGGAUCUGACGUUUUCACCGCCAUGGCCCGGGUUUGAUUCCCGGCAUGGGAAUAAUUUUUAGAAUAUUCGACGACUUUUGUUUCGACGACUGCAUUGUGGAUAUUCAAGUGCAAAAUCUGUUUAACGAUGGCCUUGUGGCGCAACUGGUAGCGCGUCUGACUCCAGAUCAGAAGGUUAAGUGUUCUGCCCACGUUUACUGCGAUGAAAAAUAUGCUCCUGUCACGUGACCAAAUUUGCAUUUUUUCGGACAACUUUCGCACUCCGCUAUUCAAAGGGUAUACACGUGCGCGAUAUAAACAAGCGAAAAUAUCGCAAAAUAAGGACGAUUUGAAAGGUUUUUUUUGUACUUGUGGGUAUAUUUUAACUCCUGUAAGUGUAAUAUGUAGCGAAGAGAAAAAUUUCCCGUUGUGUGGGUACGAAAAUAUAGGGAUAUAUUUCGCUCGACGGCCUCGAUUAUACUAUCCAUGAUUAUACUAUAAGCGAUUCACAAAUUAUGGUAAAGAGAUGUGCUUGGGGAAUAUGCAAAAGCGAUUCGAGGUAACCAGCACGCUUAAAAAAGGACAAUGGGACUUCAGUAUCUUUCCACAGUUUCCCAAGUGAGAAGAAAUCUAAGGAAAGAAGGCAAAUUUGGAUAAAUGCAUGUUGUCGAGGCGACAAGUUCGUCUGUCGGGAAGAUAGUUAUGCGGUUUUCAUUUUAUUGACGAAAAUGGACCCACAGCGGAUUAUCCUGAUCCGAUACCAGCUACAGCUGAUGGGAAUAAAGUAAGUUAUAUUUUAUAAUCAAUAUAUUUGCGCUUUUCUACUAAUGACCUGGCAUGGACCAGAUGUUACACUCUCGCGAUUACCGAUUAUGCAGUACAUCCUCCAGCGAAUACAAACAGGCUGCGAUGUGCUUGCAGCCUCUAUAAUCUUCGAAUGAUUUAUAUGAGGCAAGUCCCUGUUUAUCAUACUCAGCUGAGCUGUAUAUUAAACAGUUAAAAAUAUACAAACCGAAGGGUGGCGAAUCUAGUAUAAAGUCGUUCACGACUGGAUAUGACAAUAGCGAGCUUAAGCAUGUAGGACGGCAACACGACGACGACGGCCAAAACAAAUUCCUUCAAAUAAAUGAUAAUAAAGAAAACUUGUCGUAUAUUAUAAUUCGUAUGAAUGUAAUACAGUAUAAGAAGCUUCCAAAAACAUAAAUGUUUGGGAAGAGUUCUACUGACCGAAUUUUAAGUUGCACUUGUUACGGCUUGCAAUGCAGGCGUUGUAUAAAAGACGUGAAAAUCUGUGAUUUGCCGUUGUAAACAGAACGACGACCACAUCUGAAACUCCCCUGGGACUUUAAUUAUUUAUUUCUUUUCAUUGACUCAUUGUAUUGGUUGCCGUCGUCGUCGUGUUGCCGUCCUACAUGCUUAAGCUUCCUAAUGGCUGAUGUAUGACCAUACCAUGAAUAAUAAAUGUUUCUCUUGCGUUCUUGCGAUCCGAAUUUCCAUAUUCAUGGUUUGGGUCAAUCGGCAACAUCAUUUUCUCCACUGCUUGAGCAAUUUGAAGUAAAGCAGGUUUUAAAUAGCCGUUUGCCAUUUCGACACGCAUUUUCAAAUACUCCUUUAGUUCGGCAACAGUCAUGUCCGAAACACGCUUAUUCUCCUUACCAUUUUUCACUUCGCUAUAUUACACUUACAGGAGUUAAAAUAUACCCACAAAUACAAAAAAACUUCCAAAUCGUCCUUAUUUUGCGAUAUUUUCGCUUGUUUAUAUCGCGCACGUGUAUACACUUGGAAUACCGAGUUGCGAAAGUUGUCCGAAAAAAUGAAAAUUUGGUCACGUGACAGCAGCAUAUUUUUCAUCGCAGUAAACGUGGAUUGGAGUCCCUCCAACACACGUCUAAAGAAGAACGCGAUCAUCAAUUUAUGUCGGCCAAAAGUUUACACAGAACGUUUUAAACAAUCAUUUUUAAAUAAGUGUCUUUUUAAUGACUUUUAGAAUUUUGUUAUACGGUAUAUAUUAACUAUAACGUUUACACAUUUGUAAAUAAUCUAAUUAUUAUAUCUUAUGUCCACUGAUCGUUUUAAACAACUUUUAAUUACUUUUAAAAUUUGGUUAUACGGUAUAUACUAACUGUAACGUUAACACAUUUGUAAAUAAUCUAAUUAUAUCUUAUAUGUACUGUAAAGUUGCAGGUUUGUUGCAACUCCAAUAUUUAUGAUAUAUUUUAAUAAAGACGUACGAAUAAAGGAAUGAAUGUCCCAUGUGGUCUAGUGGUUAGGAUUUGGCGUUUUCACCGCCAUGGCCCGGGUUCGAUUCCCGACAUGGGAAUGCUUUUUAGAAUAUUCGACGACUUUUGUUUCGACGACUGCAUCGUGGAUAUUCAACUGCAAAAUCUUUUUAACGAUGGCCUUGUGGCGCAACUGGUAGCGCGUCUGACUCCAGAUCAUGGCGAAUGGUCGUGACGAAUACCGAGGAAUUUUGUUGAAAAUGUUCGAUAUCAGAUUAGAAAAGCCUUUUGCAUUUAGUGCUGGUUGCAAUGUUGGUCGAUCGAAUUCCCAUGUGAUCUAGUGGUUAGGAUCUGGCGCCCUCACGGCCAUGACUCGGGUUCAAUCCACGGCAUGGGAAAAUUCAAAUGCUUUACAGGGAAUGCCUUUUAUUCCGUGCUUCCAUUCUAAGAAUUGCGCCCUCGUGCUGUUCACGUUUUGCUACGUCCAUCAUUUUAAUUUUGGGUGCCCCAAACAACGUAGCUAAAUAAGAUCACAAUGAGUAAUUACUGAUGACUUGGAGUGUUCCAGUUUUCAAAAUAACUUGGUGUCCACAGCGAAAUAGUAAAAUUGCGAAGAAAUGACUUUGCAGUAUGUCGCGUUGGUGGUUCAGUGGUAGAAUUCUCGCCUACCACGCGGGAGACCGCGGUUCGAUUCCCCGCCAACGCAGAGUAUUUUACUUCUCACAUGAUCGUUUAAUGAAUUUAGUUUACUUACCUGUAAAUUUUUAUAUUUUUUUAAAUUUUUUUUUUAUAAUUUACUUAAAACUGAUUUUGUAACCAUUAGGUUAAAUUACAUCAGAAAUUUACAUAAUUUGUAUCUACUGUUAGAAAAGUAUUAAGUUGUCGUUAUGUUACAUUAUUAAGAAUAUUUAGUGUUCUCACACAUCAUUAGAUAUUCAUAGCAUUUCGGCCAAUGACAUGGUGUAAUUUACAUCACGUAUAUCUAUUUCGAUACCCCGUCUAGACCAGGACUUUAAUUACUUCAAUUGGGAAGGGCUUUGAACAAUAGGGAAAUUGAGGAGUAAACAAAAGAUUAUGCAAAUAUAUGUAAUUGCUAUGUUUAGAAUUAUUUCUAAAUACAGUAAGCUGUAUUUAGAAAUAACUUCUAAAUACACAAAAGCAUUAAAUCACACUUCAAACAACAAAAUAUGUUGCUUUUUUAAUCACACUAACAAUAACACACAUACAAUUGACUUAGUAUUACUUAUUUCCGGCAAACGACAUGAUAAAGGAACAGUUAGUCAAUGUACUUUUCGACAAAACAAACUUUUCUGCGAUAGUACGUCGCUGCACCUCUUUAUCAAUUUUAGACCAGUCCACUUCUCUCAAAAACUUAUCAAGUUCCUCAUCGGAAAUUUGAAACUUUUCGUCUUCCUUAGGCUUCGAGGGUGUGUUAAAACAGUUGUCAACAAGCGACACAACCUUUGAUACAGAUGGGCCAACACACUUGAAUACAGCCAUUGCUUGAUCAUUACUAGGCUUCUCAUACGUAAAUAAGGCAGAAGAAACAUGCCCAGUUCGUUCACGUAUUAAUUUUUCUUGAUGGCCAGCACGAAAAAAAUUUGUUGCUGUUGUGACACGAAGGCAGUGUGCUGUCUUAAUCUCAAGGCCAGCUUCUUUCAUUAAAAAAGGCACGAUAGAAUUAAGCUUAUGAAUACCAAUUGGUGCAUUUUCGAAUUUAUACGCUGUUUUGCUCGGUCGAAAAAGUUGCUUAAUCUUAACUGUCUGUGUUCACAUGCAUGCUCUUAAUCCGAAUAUUUUCCGAUAUAGAAAUAAAUUGUGUCAACCAAACUUUGAGCAGUUUUGUCUCACAGCAAGCCUUUUGACCACAGCAAACCCUCUUCAUCAUCUGUAAUAGCUUCUUUCUCUCGUCUUGUACGAUUCACCGCAAGCGAUUCGCCUUCCCGGUGGGUGGCUUUCAUUUCACUAUCCAGCACUCUUCUGAACGUCUGGAAACUGAGUAAUACACAUGCUCACAUUACAAUAAAUUAAACUAAACCAUUAAUUAAAAAUGAACAAAUUCAACCUACCAGUGAUUGUUAGCAUUUAACAUGUUAGCUUCAGCCCGGCCAUUUUCGUCUAGAUGUCGUUUCAACGAGCAUAUAAUUUGGUAUACUGUACGCCCGGGAUAUAGCUUGCCAUCCUUGUCGCAAACUUCUUGAACAAAUUUGAUAAGCAAGAAGUUUAACGUUCUUGCCGUUAUUGAACACAAUUAUGUCUCCAAAUUUUGCAAAUUCUGCAAAUCUAAGCUGAAAGGAUUGCUCUCACACAUGACUGCUUUAUUUUCUCGCCCACUUUGCCAAUCUUCAAAUAUACGAAUUCCCCAACGAUUUUUAUAACGCGUUGUUUGUGGAAUAGCAUUUAGGACGUUGUCAAUGCUUCUUUCCACGCUUUGGGGAUCUCGAAAUCGCCUCUUUUUGCAACUAGAUGCCAUGCUUCCUUCGAAGGAGAACAAAUACUACAACAACAACGCCUUUAAUUCGUUCCUUCGUUACGCAUUCGCCUCAUUGAACAACUUAAUUCGCUAUUGUUACUGCCUCAUUGCUAUGAAUAUCUAAUGAUGUGUGAGAAGCAAUUUCAAAUCCUCGUUAGUGUUUUAAACUUGGCUUCCAAAUCCCCAGUGCCAUGAACAAUGGCUCGGCUGCGCCUCGCCAUUGUUCAUGGCACUUGUAUUUAGAAACCACGUCUAAAACACUAACUCGGAUUUGAAAUAUUACUUCUGCUACUACUACUACUACUAUGCAUGGGGAACAAAAUAGGAUGACGUUUAUGAUGCGUACUCUCAUAUUAUUUUUAAAGGUGGUCUUAUACAUUGUAUAAUAUGCACUUUCAUGCUAGCAUUAUACUUUUGUCGUAUCUGAGUUCCUGAGGGGUAAAUUGUUUGAUCAAAGUUGCCUAAUAUUGGAAUUGGCCCUUAUCAACCACCUUAGCAACCAAAUGCUGUGGUUAAAUUGAUUUAUUUAUUUAUUUAGCUUUGCCAACUAGGGCAGGGUCACCACAACAGCAUAUGGCAAUUACUGUGGGCCCUUUUUUACCUAACCCACCCUCUCAACUUUCCCUGUGGGAGGAAACCGGAGUACCCGGGGAAAACCCACGGCUUUCGGCAGAGCGUUGACUUUUACUCUUUUCACAUGGGGACUGGGUUCGAGUCGCACUGAGAAGGUACUUAGUGAGACUCGAACCUGCAGCCUCAGAGGUGAAAGGGAAGUGCGCUAACCACUUGGCCACCGAAGCCCCAUACCAUGGCUCGGUAUUUCAGACCAAAAUAGUCUACAUUUGUACUUGCUUACCCUUCCCAUAUUACUCUUGUAUAUUUGAAGCCAGUAUAACAUAUCUUAAAUGAAGUAACAACGUCUAUUUGUCUCGAUGUUUCGAAUGGAAAUGCCUAAGCAACGUUCUGGUUAUUCAAAGAAUCGUAAAUUUAGUGGAGAUCGGUUCACUGUAAACUCAGAAAUUUGAAAACGAGCGAAACAUCCAUCGCAAGUACGAGCGAUGAAAAUGUGUCUGAAUCAGGAUCAGACGACCAAGCCGCAAUUAACCACAUGUUAUGUAUGUCAGACAUGUCAGCUUCGGCUAGAGAAACUGGUUUACUUGAUAAAGCAAGUGCUCUUUCAAUUGACUGGUUAUCGAAUUACCGUAAGCCUCCGACUAUAAGCCCUGGGCUUAUAUACUUUCGUAAGCGAUUUUUGAUGGGCUUAUACCAAGGGGGCUUAUAUAUGGGGGGCUUAUACAUGGACAAUCUUUUGUGUUAGUAAUAAACAAGUCAGAUAUAAACAAGUCAGUCAUAAACAGGAAACUAAACAUGUAUUAAGCAGCGAUUAUGUAUCGAUCAAUUCGAAACUUCACCAUCCCCUCCGGGCAUACCCCGGGAAUUUGACUUCAAGUCUUCUCCAGGGAGUAGGGAAUUUGACGUUCAAGGUCUUCCAUGUGGUGGGGCAUUUGAUAACGGGGUGGGGAAUUUGAACCGGAAGUCUUAAAAUUUUGCCCGUUUUCUUGUGCUUCCUGCAUGCACAGAAAAUACUUCGCAUUGGCGGCAAAUACAGUUUUCUCAGAUUUCGAGGGAAACGGUCUCAAUUUUGUGAAAAACUGGCUCAAAGAAACGGGCAUGGAAAAUCUUCAUUUGAAGGUAUGUACUACAUAAUUGUGUAAAACUGUUAAAUUUCCACAAAGUAUCCAAAAUUUUUACGUGAAUUUCGCUAUCUUGUCGAAAAACAUUUCCGUAUAUUUUGUACUUUUUGUAUUUGCUGUUUCAUAAUUUUCAUAUGAAGGUGGGUCAUUUGAACGCUUAAUUUCUUGUUACAGUGGGGGCAUUUGAAGACAUUUUUUGCACAGGGGGUGGAGAAUUUGAUCAGUCAAAUUUCAAAAAGUUCAAAUUCCCGGGGUCGGCCCGGGGAGGGGAUGGUGAAGUUUCGAAUUGAUCGAUACAUUACUGGGCAUAUAUUAAUUCAGGAGACUUAUAUUCAGGGGGCGUAUAUACGGGGGGCUUAUAUUCGGGAGAGGGGGCUUAUAUUUGGAAUGAGGUGAGCGUUAGUACAUGUGGUGGGCUUAUACAUGGGGGCUUAUAUUCGGGGGGGGGCUUAUAUUCGGGGGGCCGGGGGGCUUAUAGUCGGAGGUUUACGGUAUUGAUGUUGAUAUUUUGGGGAAUAUCUUUAAAUACAUGCCAUGCAUUGCAAGGUAUGUUUGGAGUGUGGAGUGCCAGUGAGAAAUUGUUGAAAAUGAUACCAAGCGGAUGGGUUGUGCUUCGUGUCUUUUUCUUCACUGUAGCUUCUGUGGACACUCUGAAGAGUUCUAUACUUCAAAAAAUCUUGGUCAUUGUUUUGAAGUAAACAGGAGAAUGAUAUAUGGAAUGAGGUCUAUAAGUCUAUUGGCUGUGACUUAUAUAUUAUCUGGGUUGGAAAGAUUCUGCUCAAGAAUGGACAUACCGAACCCAUUAACCCGAGGUCUUAUUAUAGUUACCACACAAAAGCCAUCUUGCAUGCUACGAAAGAUGUAGCUGAAUCAACGAUGAAACAUGUUGGCAAACUCCACAAGUUGAAAAGUGAUAAGGUAGUGAGAAUGGAGUUGUUAAAACUGCUGUCGGCACCAGUUAUUGAGCCGGAAAGUGCAAAGCGUAUAUUUAAGCACUCGGUAAGUUCACAUAAACGUCAGUAUGAUGAACUGUCUGGUGAUGGAAACAGUACGAGCUUCUGUACAAUUAAAAACAUGCAGCUGGCUCAUUUUAAACUUUCCAGACGCCUAUUCUAGCCUUUAAAUUAGAUUUGUUUGUCGAGAACAUAUCUACAAAUAUUUUAAACUCAAUUUUCUCAAAUUGUCAACUCACGAGAUGGCAAAAACUCUCCUAGGCUUGCUACUUAUCCAAUCAAAGUCAAAUUUUCAGCAUUUACUCAUUACUACUAAAUCUGUGAUGUGAAUCUAAAAAAUACUAUGUGUGAGUUAUACUCACUACAAGAUAACCCUAUUAUUGAACUCCGCACCCCCAUAUUUUCAUACAUCUAUAAAGAAGCGUAAAAUUUAUACACUUUAUGCCUCUAGGUAAGUAUUUUUUUGGGUUCACAUAAUAGAUAGGUCUAUUUUGUAUCAAUUAAAGCUGCUUGGGAGAUCAAGGGUAGUUUACUUUGAAUUGCUAUAAUUUUUGGAGCAAACGCCAUAUCUUACCCUAUAGAGGUCCUAUCUUGGUUAUUAUGGCAACAACAUAUGUAUAGUAUAAGUGAAUGAUUUUGAGUCAGCCACCCAUAUUCUAUAAUAUUUGAGUAAAAAAUGAGGAAAAAGUAUUAAAUUAGGAAAAACGUUUUCAGUGUAUAAGACCACCUAAUUAAAUUAAUUAAUUAAAAGAAGCAUAAAUCUGUGACGUUCUAGGGAGGACGUGAAAAUUGUAUUUUCAGGUCGUGAAAUCGUCCAAGACGACGUCGCAAACCAGAAGCUGACAAUAGUUGGCGCCCAAUGACCACAUUCGCUUCAUCUUUGAGCUCGCGUCGUCUUUUCUAAAUCUGUCUAAUGAUGAUGUUGCGCUAGAGUAGUGUUUAAGCGCGAACAUGCAGAUCAAGCAAAAAGCAGAGGUAAUGAUGGGCGCUUUCCAUUUGAUGGAAAUUCCGCAAACCUUUCUUGAAAAAUCAAAUGGAACACGUUAAUAUCUGAAAUGCUGUUUCGAAAAUUUCGGGCAAUCUCUCGAGGUUGUCCACAAAUUAGAAAUUCCGGAAGCAUUCCAAAACCAAAAUGGCGGGUUCUCGACCAUUUCAGUGCCUCGAGUUUGGAUUUAUUUCGCCGAAUGCUGAAAGAAGAGAUUUGAGCGGCAGUGUCAAAUUCUUCAAAAUUAAAGGAACAGCAUUCCAGAAAUUAACGUGUUCCAUUUGAUUUUCAAGGAAGAUUUCCGAAAUUUCCGUCAAAAGAAAAGCGACCAACAAGCCUCCCAUUAUUUACAAGGCCUGUCACGCUGUAGCGUUCCAUUUUGCCACUGGACAUUCCGGAAACGCAAACUGGGUUUUUUGUUCAAAUGGAAGGCGCCCGAUAUCGUGCUGAGUGUUGUGUGGUACACUAUACCUUCCGCUUCCUUGUUGAUUUUGACAUGUAAUUCCAUAUCGUGUAAUUUAAUUUUAAACUAGAAAUACAUGCAUGCAAUAACCCCUCGCCUGUUUUCAAAAGAUGUAUACUCAGUGCCGUUGCUAGCACUUCGUCUCAGGGGGUGUGUGAGGUUAGAUAGAGGGGGGGUGGUUACCAAAAUGUUUCCAGAUGUACAAAAAAUUUUCAGGACAUAUAAUAAUUUUUCCGAAAAUACAGUUGUUUUCCAAAUUCACUUUCUCAUGUCCUGAGAAUUACCUGAAUUCCCCUAAAAAUCUUCUGCAAAUCUACUUAAAUUUACCUAAAAGUGCACUGGAAAUCUACCUGAAAUUCCUCAUGAGCAAUUAUCAGGGGUGUUGCACCCCCCCCCCCCCACCAGUGAGUUUCACGCAUUCACGCAAACACUCUCUGAUUUAUUGUUCGUGUAUUUCAUCUCCCAAAAUUUUGUGCAUCAUACUAUAGAGCAUUUUGCUGUUGUCAUGGUCUAGCGUGGUUCAAAUUUAUGAAUUUUUAUCAUAUAAAGUAUGGUGUUUUAUGUACUAUUUAAAACACGAGUAGGAGUGCAGCCGAGCGUUAUAUAUCUGAUAAAACACGACAACGAGUGUUUUGAAUAGCUUAAAAUACGACUACAAAAGACUACUAAUUAGGAUGAACCAUAGUAUAAUCAUGCUAAUUAAGAUGAACAAUUAUAUAAUGCCACAUGUGUUUUAUCAGAUAUAAAGUCACUCCACGUGACAUAUUAUGGCCGACAUGUUUGCCACAAGGUUUAUGAAUUAUUAAUGAGUAUUUUAAAGAGAUUUCGAGCACUGAUAAAAAUGAUAAUCUCACAUGUGAAAUUAUUCAUGAUAAUCUCACAUGUGAAAAUUAUCGCCUUUUCAAUUAUCGCUUUUCUGCAAAAAUUAUCGCUUUUCAAAGACUGUCCUUUAUAUAAUAAACAGAAAAAUACAUGGGUGGUUGGAAAUACCAGAUUUAUUUUUCGUGUUGAACAUGACAUCUCACUCGUUCGAUGCGCUCACUUGUUCGCUCCGCACUCAUGUUCAACACUCGGAAUAAAUCUGGUAUUUCGUGCACCCAUGUAUUAUUCUCUAUUUAAACUACAACUUGACUGGUUUAAAUUAUUAUCAAGUUAUCAGUGAUAGUAAAAGUUGCAGAUAGAAGUGUUUUGUUUUAUAUUAUUAUCAAGUUAUCAGUGAUCGCAAAACCUCCAAAUCCUUAAUUUCAAAUGUUAGAAUGUUAGGGCUUGUAAUCCAAGUGAGAAUAUAUACAUUUUAAGACCUAACCAGGAACGACUGCGAAAAAUGCAGCACAAGGUCCUCUGGUAGGAAUUGAACUUACGGCCCUGCGAUUCCGGUGCAGCGCUCUAACCAACUGAGCUACAGAGGCCAGCUGUUAAGCUUUAACCGUAAGUUCAUGUAUAUUUAGGUAAUCGGGUGUGCGGGUUGUGAUAAGGUGGACUUCAAUAAUUUGGAUUCUUGCACUUCACUUGUUGGAAUUAAUAUUAGAAUGUUAGGGUUUGUAAUCCAAGUGAGAAUAAUUAUAUACAUUUUAAGACCUAACCAGGAACGACUGCGAAAAAUGCAGCAUAAGGUCCUCUGGUAGGAAUUGAACCUACAGCCCUGCGAUUCCGGUGCAGCGCUCUAACCAACUGAGCUACAGAGGCCAGCUGUUGAGCUUUAACUGUAAGUUCAUGUAUAUUUAGGUAAUCGGGUGUGCGGGUUGUGAUAACUGAUAAGGUGGACUUCAAUAAUUUGGAUUCUUGCACUUCACUUGUUGGAAUUAAUAUUAGAAUGUUAGGGUUUGUAAUCCAAGUGAGAAUAUAUACAUUUUAAGACCUAACCAGAAACGACUGCAAAAAAUGCAGCACAAGGUCCUCUGGUAGGAAUUGAACCUACGGCCCUGCAAUUCCGGUGCAGCGCUCUAACCAACUGAGCUACAAAGGCCAGCUGUUGAGCUUUAACCGUAAGUUCAUGUAUAUUUAGGUAAUCGGGUGUGCGGGUUGUGAUAAGGUAGACUUCAAUAAUUUGGAUUCUUGCACUUCAAUUGUUGGAAUUAAUAUUAGAAUGUUAGGGUUUGUAAUCCAAGUGAGAAUAUAUACAUUUUAAGACCUAACCAGGAACGACUGCAAAAAAUGCAGCACAAGGUCCUCUGGUAGGAAUUGAACAUACGGCCCUGCAAUUCCGGUGCAGCGCUCUAACCAACUGAGCUACAGAGGCCAGCUGUUGAGCUUUAACUGUAAGUUCAUGUAUAUUUAGGUAAUCGGGUAUGCGGGUUGUGAUAAGGUGGACUUCAAUAAUUUGGAUUCUUGCACUUCACUUGUUGGAAUUAAUAUUAGAAUGUUAGGGUUUGUAAUCCAAGUGAGAAUAUAUAUACAUUUUACGACCUAACCAGGAACGACUGCGAAAAAUGCAGCACAAGGUCCUCUGGUAGGAAUUGAACCUACAGCCCUGCGAUUCCGGUGCAGCGCUCUAACCAACUGAGCUACAGAGGCCAGCUGUAGAGCUUUAACUGUAAGUUCAUGUAUAUUUAGGUAAUCGGGUGUGCGGGUUGUGAUAAGGUGGACUUCAAUAAUUUGGAUUCUUGCACUUCACUUGGUGGAAUUAAUAUUAGAAUGUUAGGGUUUGUAAUCCAAGGGAGAAUAUAUACAUUUUAAGACCUAACCAGGAACGACUGCGAAAAAUGCAGCACAAGGUCCUCUGGCAGGAAUUGAACCAACGGCCCUGCAAUUCCGGUGCAGCGCUCUAACCAACUGAGCUACAGAGGCUAGCUGUUGAGCUGUAACCGUAAGUUCAUGUAUAUAUAGGUAAUCGGGUGUGCGGGUUGUGAUAAGGUGGACUUCAAUGAUCUGGAUUCUUGCACUUCACUUGGUGGAAUUAAUAUUAGUAUGUUAGGGUUUGUAAUCCAAGUGAGAAUAUAUACAUUUUUUAAGACCUAACCAGGAACGACUGCGAAAAAUGCAGCACAAGGUCCUCUGGUAGGAAUUGAACCUACGGCCCUGCGAUUCCGGUGCAGCGCUCUAAUCAACUGAGCUACAGAAGCCAGCUGUUGAGCUUUAACCGUAAGUUCAUGUAUAUUUAGGUAAUCAGGUGUGCGGGUUGUGAUAAGGUGGACUUCAAUAAUUUGGAUUCUUGGACUUCACUUGUUGGAAUUAACAUUAGAAUGUUAGGGUUUGUAAUCCAAGUGAGAAUAUAUACAUUUGUAUAUUCUCACUUGGAUUACAAACUAUUCUCACUUGGAUUACAAAAUAUAUACACAAAAUAUAUACAUGUACUAUACAUUUGUAUAUUCUCACUUGGAUUACAAAAUAUUCUCACUUGGAUUACAAAAUAUAUACAUGAUUACAAACCCUAACAUUCUAAUAUUAAUUCCACAAGUGAAGUGCAAGAAUCCAAAUUAUUAAUUUCAAAUGCCCCACCGGGGCUAAGGUUCGAGUGGAAAUGCCCAACCUCCGGGAUGUGCUUUACAGGAAAAUGGCUGGGCGAGGGGGAUGGACACACUUGGAUUUGGCUGAUGCAUUAAAAGUCCUGUGCUUAUUCCAGACUGCUUGUCAAAUAUUUACUUGCUAGAAGUAGAAAUUUACUCUGACCACUGGAUGAAGAAGACAUUAAAUAAGUACUGGUCAAUAAACAGAAAUGUAUUUUAUUUCAUAGUAUUACAAUUUUAUUUUUAUACUAUAAAAAUAAAAUAUAAAUAUGCAGCAUAGAAUAUGCAAAUUCGAGGCAAAAUUAUUGUUGAAUCGGUUUAUUUAUAGGAUUUUAUAACAAAUAGCAACUAUAAAAGUUUGUACCUUGUCUUCAUCGAUCGCUUAAUUUAUUCUGUUAGCCAAUGCUUUUAAAUUUACAUAUUUUAGAAUCAGUUCCUUUCCCGGUAAAUGCAUUUCUAAAUGAAAUCGGAUCAACGUGAGUAGUGAGUGCUGAGCAGGCCCUUUUACUAUAAACAAAUUUUAGGAAUUGAUAACAACUUUGAAAAUUAUAUCGUUGCACAUUCGGUCACAGUCGGAAAAAUGUUCAUAGUAUGUUGUACCGUCGUUUGCAACUAACGAUGAACAGUUGCUCAUAAAAACAUUUGCGUGAUUAGAAUCUCCAAUGUUUGUCAAGAACAACAACACUUAAUUGUUGUUUCCCAUGUGUACAAUAAUAAGUAAAAAAACUUUGUGUGGUCUGAACGUGUUGGGCUAGAGACCUACUGGAAACCUUUACAGGCUUUUUAAUGAGAAUAGAGAAUGUUUUAUCUGCAACUGUUCACCUUUAGUUGCAACCGACGGUAUUUGACAGCAUAAAAUUGCCUGUGGCUGUGAUAACUGAUAUAAAUAAAAUACAGUCUGGUUAUACUGACUUGAGCGUGUCUUGACAAACUCUUUAUUGGAAAAUUGUGAAGAAACAGUCGAAUAUAGAGGGUCGAAUAUCAUACUUCAACUCGUAUAGCUACAGUAACAUUAGUAGAUUACUACAUAGCGUUGUGAAGACAAGCCUUUUCUUACCUUUCGCUUCACUCAGCAGUCUUUUCCAUGCUUCUCUACGCUUUCCCAGGCGAGCUUCUCUUUCCUCAGCAGUCUCCUCGAGCAAACGUUGUCGUCUUCGCUCCCUCCUUUUCGCUAGAAGUUCGGCUUUCUUGUUUCCUUGCCGCUCUUCAUUUGGCUCCAUAUCUUUUCAAUUGGUAUUUGAUACCAUAAUUGUUUUAUUAAACUUUUUUAUAGAACAAAUUGCUUUGAAAGCUGUCAAAGUUUUUUGCAAACGUACAAAAUACUGUAGUGUAAAAAGCAAAUUAUUUUCAUGGAGUAUCUGUCAGUUGAAGUCGUCAUUUGUCAUACAACAACAAAUUUUAAAUUUGACCAAUCAGUGUUCGCUAUCCAUGACAGUCCGCCAUAUUUUUGAGAUCAGUGAGGAUGACCACCCACCCUCAACACCGUUGGUCACCCACGCCCGCGAUAUUUGAUGAACUUUAGACUCCGCUAAUGCUUUCGUUUCCCCGGGUGUAAAUAGCCGGGGGGAAUUAGUACCCUCGCACGGCGCUUCGCGCCGCCGGCUCGGGGAUUAGUAAGAGUGAAACGUAAAAGUUUGAUCAUGUCGUCAAUUGAUAGUUUGGUUCUGUGAUGUAAGAUUUUGACUUUCUCGAGUUUGUUGCGUAUGUGUUCACAUGCCUUGUCCACAGGUAUUGCUGUAAAAAUUAAUACAACGUCAAAAGACAUUAUGAUUUCGUCAUCCUCAAUGUGUGUUUCAGUGAUUUUUUUGGCAAAGUGAGUGGAGUUGUUAACAGAGUCGAAAGCUCGUCCAAAUAAAUAUUUUUAAUCAGCGAACGUUUGAAACUCUUUAGAUAUAUGUAUUUUACAAGUUUUGAACGUACUUUUUCGAGCCCUGAAAGCGGCGAGUAUAUGUCAAACCAUUCAAAAAUAUAUCUUUAUUCGAUAACUGAUCUGUUUGAAACAACUGAAAAAUUAAGAAUAGUAAAGAAUAUUAAAAAUAAUAAAGAUGCGUGCUCAAUUUUGGCGUGCAAGCUGCAACUUUCAUCUCAUGCAGCAAUGCAGCCAGUGUCAGUCUCAACUGGGAUUGCCUUUUUAAAUAUUUACAUUUCGCUUGAUGAUGUAUGCCUAAUUGAUUAGUAUGCCUAAUUGAUUCACCGAACUAAUUAGGUGCACAAUUUGCAUCGGAUGUUUUCAUCUUAGGUUACUUAAAUCCAAUACGAACUCCUACGUUUGUUACAACAAUUUUCACCUUUUCGGAAACCCUUUUGACAUAUAGGAAACAGGUUGAACAACGUGUUUCAAUUUCAGCGUUCCGAUUUACUUUGCUGCAUGCCCAUGAAUCAAUCUAUUCUUCCUACCACUUUAAUUCCUGCGCUUUCUAAAUAUUAUAUCAGUCUCUUCGUCCUGCACACCCACAUUAGAUGAAAUAGUUUUAUGAUUUUCAAAUAAUUAAGACAACCCAAACUCUUAUAUUUGAAAUGUUUUUAAAGAGAAAUUUCUAAGAUUGACUAAGAAAAUUGAAAUAAAACCUAUUGAAUAACAUAGUGAACUGAAUGGCGCCUAAAAUUAUGGGUUUUAUAAUAUUUUCUCCUGAGGAGUUAGUAUCUGCAAUAAAGACACGAAUGGGGCUUUCCUUAAAGAGACUAACACGGGCUUUAAGACAUUCCUAAAUCGGUCUAUCAGACACAGGAGUGCGAAUGUUACUGGACACUAAAAUGUACGUUCUUGUAUGCACCCUUGAUCAGAUGUUCACAAUUUAUAGUUUUCCAAAGUGUUCCUAUAAUUAAGCAUACUAUUUUCUUUCUCUUCCAGAUCAUCGGCUAUACAUCGUUAUUAUUUAUUAUCUUAUCUGUUUUCAUCGUUUGUUUGGAAUCGUUGGAGUAUUUUGAGCCAGACGACAGAUAUAUCGCACUCGUCAUUAUUGAGGGGAUCUGCGUGGCUUGGUUUACUGUGGAACUCGCAAUUCGUCUUAUUUUCUGUCCAGAGAAAAAAGCUUUCUUUAAAAACAUUAUGAACUGGAUUGAUUUCCUCGCAAUUGUCCCAUUCUUCAUUAAUGUUGCCAACAGCAGUUCGAACACAAGUAGAGACUCAUCUAACGGUAACGCUGAGCACGAAAUCCUAUUGAUUAUUCGGUUGAUUCGAAUAUUUCGAAUCUUUAAAUUGUCAAGACAUUCGACUGAUCUACAAAUUUUGGGCCAUACUUUGAAAGCCAGUAUAAGAGAGCUUGUUCUACUUGUGUUCUUCCUAUUAAUAGGGGUGGUGAUAUUUUCAAGCUUGAUUUACUAUUGUGAAAAGGAUGCGCCCAAUACAAAAUUUACAAGUAUCCCGGCAGCAGCUUGGUGGGCUAUCGUUACCAUGACAACCGUAGGAUACGGCGACAUGGCCCCUGUUACAAUCCCCGGAAAGAUAGUGGGCUCGUUUUGUGCGGUCAGUGGUGUACUCAUGAUCGCCCUACCGGUACCGGUGAUAGUUAAUAAUUUUUCACUGUAUUAUUCCCACGCCCAAGCGAGGCUGAAAUUGCCCAAGAAAAGAAGAAGGGUAUUGGUAAAUGCAGACAAUGCCCUAAAAACUGACUUGAUUUUCAGUGAGCGUGACAGCAUUGCCCUGGGCAACCGAAGUUCAAGCAUUAAACCAGAUGUAGCUGAUAAGCAGCAUUGCAGUAUUUCCAUUACUGAUGAAACAAAUAGCUCAUUGCCUAGAAGAUUUAGUCGUAGAGAAAGUCAUCUCUUUGGUGCAAAUUCGGACACUCCAUCAACAUCUAACCAUCCUCCUGGUCUGACUAUUUCAAAGAGAAGAUCAUUAAUGCCUAGGGUUCCAGUUCUUCCUGAAGUAGAGUAA